Messenger RNA from Fonsecaea monophora, 855 nucleotides. RefSeq names its product 2-deoxy-D-gluconate 3-dehydrogenase. Gene Ontology annotation, molecular function: oxidoreductase activity, acting on the CH-OH group of donors, NAD or NADP as acceptor. The record is from RefSeq and is a predicted model, not a curated record. NCBI's taxonomy places the organism in Eukaryota, Fungi, Ascomycota, Eurotiomycetes, Chaetothyriales, Herpotrichiellaceae. The transcript has 3 exons. The coding region runs from base 1 to 855 and encodes 284 amino acids.
AUGGCCCUCACUUUUCCGGCCAUGUUCUCGCUCGAGAAUAGGACCGCCGUCGUCACAGGCGCGACAAGAGGUAUUGGAGCCGCAAUGGCUGUGGCCCUGGCAGAGGCUGGGGCUGACAUCGUUUUGGUCCAGGUAGUGACAGACCCCCGACACACUGAGGACGGCGAGGGUUGCUCACUGGAACAUCCAUCUAGAGACGACACCAACACGACGACAAAAACCGCCAUCGAGGCCCUCGGCCGCAAAGCCUCCAUCUACACGGCCGACCUGGCCUCACAGUCCGAGGUUUCCAGCCUCGCGCCCAAAAUCCUCAACGAAGGCGGCCACGACGUGUCCAUCCUGGUGACGUGCGCGGGGAUCCAGCGACGGCAUCCCGCACACGAAUUCCCCCUCGCGGACUGGGACGAGGUCGUCCAGGUGAACCUGCGGAGUGUCUUCACCCUGUGCCGCGACUUUGGGGCGUAUAUGCUCACGCGACCUCUCCCGACGGGUGGUGGGAGAAGGGGCUCCAUCGUCAACAUCGCCAGCCUGGUCAGCUUCUCCGGCGGGCUGACCGUCCCUGCCUACGCGGCCGCAAAGGGCGGCAUCGCCCAGCUCACAAAGGCCCUCAGCAACGAGUGGGCCGGUCGCGGGGUCAACGUCAACGCCAUCGCGCCGGGUUACAUCCACACGGACAUGAACGAGGCGCUCAUCAACGAUGAGACCCGCGCCAGACAGAUCCUCGAGCGCAUCCCUAUGGGUCGGUGGGGGACGCCGGACGAUUUCAAGGGCGUGGUCGUCUGGUUGGCCAGUCCGGCGAGUGCGUACGUCUCGGGCCAUGUGCUCGUUGUUGAUGGGGGGUGGAUGGGGAGGUAG